AUGCCGUCGGCACCAUCAAUACAGCCUCCUCCUUUCGACUCGCCUCCUCAAGAUGCUCCUUCUGCAUCAUCAACCCUCCAACCGCUCACACCCUCCGAGAUCGAAUCGAUCGUCCUCAUCGGUCCCGAAGACUCGCGCCACUGGUCGCAGAACAAAAAAUGGCUCACCACCGUCAUCAUCUCGCUCAUGGGAUUCAUCUCCCCGCUCGGCUCCUCCAUCCUCGUCCCUGGUAACGGCUUCGUCGACCACACCUUCACCCUCAACUCGCGCACCCUAUCGCUCCUACCCGUUUCGCUGUUCGUCAUCGGACUCGGCAUCGGUCCAUUCGUCCUCGCUCCCUGCUCCGAAACUGUCGGCAGACAACCUGUCUACGUCAUCACCAGUCUUCUGUUCAUCGUCUUCAACCUCGCCUCGGCCUUCUCGCCCAACUUUGUCGUUCUCAAUGUAUUGAGGAUCUUUGCUGGGGCUGCGGGGAGUACCGGUCCGAGUUUGGGUGCGGGGAGCAUCGGUGACAUGUUUGCUCCGAGAGAGAGGGGUAGGGCCCAGAGCCUGUAUGGGUUGGGUCCGUUGAUGGGUCCCGUGUUGGGAAGCAUCAUCGGAUGUUUCAUCGCCGCGGGAACGAGGGAUUGGAGGUGGCUACUGCACACGCUGACCAUCAUGUCGGCUGUGGUGUUCGUCAUCAUCGUCAUGUUUCUCGAUGAAACGUACGCUCCCGUCCUGUUGCGAAAGAAACGCGAGAAAGCGGUGCAACAGCGUCAACUCGAAAUCGAUCAGCAGAACCCCAAAGCAAAGUCCAUCAGAACUCCGUCUUUCCUCAAGAAAACGGGCAACUGGUUCAAACGAUACCUGCCCAGCAACGAGAUCCUGCACAAGAUCAAGACGGCGCAAUCACGUCCCUUCCGUCUGCUGUUCACCAACCCGAUCUGCGCCAUCUUUUCGUACUACCUCGGUUUCUGCUACGGUAUCAUCUACCUCUUCCUCACCCAACACCCGCUGCUGUUCCAGACCCGAGCAGGCGAACCGGAUGCUCCAUCCGAGGACAUCUUGCCCACGUACAACUGGGGUCUCGGAAUCUCUGGCUUGAGUUAUCUAGGGUUGGGGUUGGGUUUCUUGGUGGCGGCGUUUACGAAUGCAGCGCUGCAGGAUGAGAUCUACGCCAGGCUGGUGCUGGCCGAUGGAAAGCUGGGGUGGUUCUUGUUCAAGUCAAAGGAGGAGAUCAAGAAGAUCAUGAAGGAGAAGGAGUUCGAUCGGCAGGCGAGGGAUGUCGAGAAGCAAGUGGCGGAACGGGGAUCGGACGAAUCGCAUUCCCACAACAGCAGCAGGAGACCGAGUGACAAUGUCGAUGGGAUCAACUCUCACUUUGGAAACGUCACUCCCAUCGUCAACCCCGAUCACACGUCUACCUCCAUCAAGGACCAAUCCACAAGUCCCACCGAAAAGAAGCUCUCACCACCUCCUCCUGCUCCCGCCACUGAAACGAAGAAAGGUCGACCCGAAUACCGCCUCCCUCUCUGCUUCGUUGGGAUGCUCAUCCUCCCCCUCGGCCUCCUCCUCUUCGGCUGGUCCGCCGCCAACCAGACCCACUUCAUCGUACCCCUCAUCGGGAGCUUCGUCGUCGGCUGCGCCACCAUCCUCUGCUUCCAGACCAUCCUCGUCUACCUCGUCGACGCCUUCGUGCCGUACUCGGCCUCAGCGACGGCUUGCGCGGUGCUCAUCCGAAGUCUCUUGGCAGCAGCGUUUCCGUUGUGCGCGGAAUACAUGUUCGAGGCGUUGGGAUACGGGUGGAGUUGCACGUUGUUGGCGGGGAUCGGAUUGCUGGGGUUGCCCGUGCCGUUGGUGCUGUUCAGGUAUGGAGAGGGGUUGAGGAGUAGGUACAAGUUCAAAGGGUAG
Molecule: messenger RNA, 1890 nt
Organism: Pseudozyma hubeiensis SY62
Lineage: Eukaryota; Fungi; Basidiomycota; Ustilaginomycetes; Ustilaginales; Ustilaginaceae
Product: multidrug transporter
Exons: 1
Coding region: 1-1890 (629 amino acids)
Biological process (GO): transmembrane transport
Molecular function (GO): transmembrane transporter activity
Source: RefSeq, a predicted model, not a curated record